UCUUGAACAAUCCGAUAGAGUUGAGCAGAGCAUUGCGCACAGACAUGCGUCAGAGCGUAAACAUUGCGCGUUCUCUUCCAAUACCAUCACAUCUCUCAUUUAUGGCUAUUUAGAAAGAAGGAUUUUACGCGCAUUAAACGGAAACCAUGAGUACCGUGUUCUGCUGUGUUUUGCUCGUGUUUUGCUCACUGGCUCUUUGCAUGGACUUUGAAGAGCGACCCAGCUCCUGGAGGAGUGAACACACCAUGUUUCAAAAGAGUCACAAAUCACGGAGUCUGCUCACUUUGAGAGAUUUACAGCAUUCAGACCACGCGAGGAUGAAAAGAGGUGAAGAAUCAGCACGGAAUCAGUGUCAUUCAUUGCACGGAUAUGAAUCUACAUUACAAAACAAUACUCAUACGUAUAACUUUAACGAUCUGAGUGGGUCCGUAUCUCUGGCCUGGGUUGGAGAUGGAACGGGAGUAAUGCUGGUGCUCACCACGUUUCAAGUUCCUCUUUUUAUCAUGCGGUUUGGUCAGUCAAGACUUUACAGAAGUGAAGACUAUGGAAAGACUUUCCAGGACAUCACCGACCUCAUUAAUAAUACCUUCAUACAGUCCGAAUUCGGGAUGGCGAUUGAUCCGGAAAAUUCUGGGAAGGUAAUCCUCACAGGAGAUCUUACGGAGGGAAGAGUCACCAGAAUAUUCCGUUCGGUUGACUUUGGGGAAACCUUUAUGACCUCUGAGCUUCCUUUUCAUCCCUUAAUGCAGAUCACCUAUAACCCCAGAGACAUCAACAUCCUCAUGGUCUACAGCACCAAUUAUGACUUAUGGUUGUCAGAGGAUUUUGGAGCCAGCUGGAAGAAGAUCCAUGAGACAGUUUGUCUUGUGAAAUGGGGAACUGAUGACACCAUUUUCUUAACCACAAACCCCAACGGAUCCUGCAGUGAUCGGGGAAGGCUAGAAUUGAGAAAAUCAUUGGACUACGGCAAAAUGUUUAAGACCAUUGGAAACAGGAUUUAUUCUUUCGGUCUGGGUGGACGUUUCAUUUUCGCUUCAGUCAUGACUGAGUCGGGCUCCACACGCAUGAUUCACGUGUCGGUAGAUCAGGGAGAGACGUGGGACAUGGCUCAGCUGCCCACUGUUGGCCACGAACAAUUCUACUCCAUCCUGGCUGCGAACAACGACAUGGUGUUCAUUCACGUAGAUCAACCUGGAGAUUCAGGUUUCGGUACCAUCUAUGUCUCAGAUGACCGGGGCACGGUGUUUUCCAAAUCCCUGGAACGCCAUUUGUACACUACGACGGGUGGAGACACGGACUUCACCAACAUCACCUCUCUGAGAGGGGUGUACAUGACCAGUGUGCUUGCCGAAGACGGCUCAGUGCAGUCCGUGAUCACGUUUAAUCAGGGAGGGGUAUGGAGACCCCUGCAGAAGCCCUGGAAUGGGAUGAGUGACUCCACAACUGAGCAUCCAGACAAGUGUAGUCUGCAUAUCCACGCCUCCUACAGCAUCUCUAUGAAGCUGAACGUUCCCAUGCAGCCCCUCACCGAGUCCAAUGCUGUGGGACUCAUCCUGGCGCACGGGAGCGUGGGAGGAGCCAUCUCUGUGCUUUCUCCGGACGUAUACGUGUCAGAUGACGGCGGACACACGUGGUUUUGGGCACUGAAAGGCCCCCACCACUAUGCCAUUCUAGAUUCAGGGGGGCUGCUGGUAGCUGUGGAACACAACCCAUCACAUCCCAUCUCACAGAUCAAAUUUUCCACUGAUGAAGGUCAGUGUUGGCAUGUGUAUAAUUUCACGGAUGACCCGAUAUACUUUACUGGCUUGGCGUCAGAACCCGGUGCCCGCUCCAUGAACAUCAGUCUGUGGGGCUACAGAGAAACAGUGCUGAAUCAGUACUGGGUUUCUGUUACUGUAGACUUCAGACAAUUGCUUUCAAGAGACUGUCAGGAGAGUGAUUACGUUCAAUGGCUCGCCCACUCGAGUGACAUUAAUGACCCCACUGACGGCUGCAUGCUGGGAUACAAGGAGAGGUUUCUACGUAUACGACAGGACUCGGUCUGCUGGAACGGACGGGAUUACACGGUCACCAAGGAGCCCACCACGUGCCCCUGUACCCUAGCAGACUUUCAAUGCGACUUUGGGUUCUAUCAUCCGGAAAACAGCUCUGAGUGCAUUGAGCAACCCGACCUCAUCGGUCAUUCGCUGGAAUUCUGUCUGCACGGACGCAAAGAGCAACUUCAGACGAGCGGCUACAGGAAGAUUCCAGGAGAUCUCUGUAAAGCAGGAAUAACUCCAGAGAGAAAAGAGAUCGAUCUGAGCAAGAAGUGUGUCAGUACCUUGCUAAGACCAGAACUACUGACAGAGUCUCACUCUGUAAAUUCAGCUCCAAUAAUAGCGGUGGUCAUCACGCUUCUGUUGAUCAGUGCCGUCGCUGGAGUGAUCUUUGUCAAGAAAUAUGUCUGUGGAGGAAGGUUCUUGGUACACAGGUACUCUGUUUUAAAGCAGCACGCUGAAGCUAAUGGAAUCGAAGGUGUGGAUGACCUGGACACAUUGGAGGUUGGCAAGACGCACUACCAUGAUGAUUCAGAUGAGGAGCUCCUGGAGUGACAGACGUGUGGGUCAUAACGAUGGACUCUAUCCAAUGCCCAACCUUCCCAUGACUUGUGUGUUUAUAUCUGCGUCCCAUCCAUGACAGAUAACCACACACAUCCUGACUUUAAUGUGUCUUUCCAAUCGGUUCGGAACAAACCUUUCAUCUUUUUAUUCAGUCCAACAAGACUUGAACACAAUCACGGAGGACAGAAAUGUAGAGCAGAGGGUUUUCUGAAGUGUUGAAAAAGAUGUUUAUCAUUUCAUGUUAUGAAAUGUGUGUGCACUAAAGGAGAGAUGCGAAUUUUAAUCGACAAUUUUGCAAGUUUAAGUGAAUUAACAGUGGCACGUUGAAAUUACAUGGCUUGCUGGGUAUCAACAAAAAUAAUCACGAAAUGCCACAGUUGUGUGAGUAUUAUUUAACAUCAGACACAAGCUUGGAUUCAUGCUAAAACUGCUUAUUUUUACAUUGCUGCGUUGGGUAUUUAACUUCACCAAAGGAUCUUUCUGCUUUCUUGAUAUUAAGAAACUGGUUCGAAGUCUUCUUAACAUCUUUGGUUUUUGAAAUCCAAUGUGAAAAGAGAAGCAACUUUAGAAAAUAGCAUGUUCGUGGUUGCCGGCGGUUAUUGUUUAAGCGAAUAAAAGCGAGAGGAAUGUGAAGUGGUAGAGGAAAUUGUCUUUGCAAUCCCAGAAUUAGACAUUUGGACGAUUUGGAGUUUAGUUAGGUACUUUAUUACACUAACACUCUGGGAGAUUUACAAGCUAGAAACUAGUUUAGCUAACACUCGAUUUUAUUUCAUAAAUCAACCCUUGUUUUGUGUUUUGCUGGUGUUGUGUCUGGUUCUCCACCAUUGCUUAGUUACAUUAUUUAUGGCAUACAGUUAGCUUUUCACAAAUAAGACAAACAUGCUUCCAUUUCAGUAUUGCCAUACCAAACGUUAUCAGUGUUAUUUUCUGUUUUUCUGUCAUAUUGUUAAGACGGAAGGAAAAGAUUCGAUCACCGUAAGUACGUUAAAUAUAACAGCAAUGCGGUAUAAGUCAGCAAUAGUUAUAUUUAAAGACAAGAUGUUUAAGGGUAACAUCCAUUAGGAUGUUGACAAUGAUAAAUGUACAUUAAUCAGCAGUCUAAUUCAAUAUAAAAGUGCAUAUUUUGUCGGAAUUGCUUUGACUGUCAACAUAAAUAAGCUCAUGUGUAGCAUUUAAGCUGAUUAAGUGCAGUUCUUUGCACUCCUAAUAAAAUAGAUACCUCAGGGCUGUAGAUGACAUGGACCACACAUUUCAUUGAUGCAAGAGAGAGAUCCUCAAGUUUGUUUUCAACGUGGAUUUCCAAGGUCAACGUGUAAAAUGCUGUACUAUUAAUGUGACUGCCAAGAACAAUAAAAAAAUAUUUUCUGAGUUGACUUGUUGAUUUAAAUCAA
This is a messenger RNA of Triplophysa rosa, 3991 nucleotides long. RefSeq names its product sortilin 1a (gene sort1a). The coding region runs from base 147 to 2591 and encodes 814 amino acids. The record is from RefSeq and is a predicted model, not a curated record. Gene Ontology annotation, molecular function: protein binding. Gene Ontology annotation, cellular component: Golgi apparatus; membrane. The transcript is spliced from 20 exons. NCBI's taxonomy places the organism in Eukaryota, Metazoa, Chordata, Actinopteri, Cypriniformes, Nemacheilidae. Gene Ontology annotation, biological process: endocytosis; vesicle organization; Golgi to endosome transport.